AUGGGGGCAGGGUGGGCACCAGCUCUCACUCGGCUCACCGCCGGACUCUCGUUGGACGAGACUGGCCUGGAUACCACACAGACACCAGCUGCGGCUCGCGGAAACACAGCCCCGGCUGUACCGGCUGUGACAGCAACGCCAGCACCGGCGGCAACGCAACAACAAGUUCCCCGGGCCGCCCGUAGACGUGGCGGGCCCGUAUCAUCACGCCGAGGAGCCUCGAGGGCCGCGACCCACGAAGAGGACAUUCGGUCGGGAGUCAUCUCGACCAAUAUUGCCCCGCCGUCUACAGUGCCAGCUAAGCGGAAGCGCGGGACGAGUGGCGACAGAACCUUGAGUGGAAAUGAUGACGGUGGUAUUGGUGGUAAUGAAGAUGAUAGUGAUAACAACCCCGGAGGAGUAGGAGGAGGAGGCGGCGGCAGCGGCCACGGUGGAAUUAUUGAUGAUGAUGAUGAUGAUGAUGAUGAUGAUGAUGAUGAUGAUAGCAAUAAUAACUCCGGAGGACGAAUAGGAGGCGGCGGCGGCAGCGGUGCUCCUCCAGCAGCAGGGCUGCCCGAGGAGCCCCCGGGCAGCCCCAAGCCCGUAGCCCCGGCGUUCUACUACUUCGACCCGGACGAGGAGCACGACACGUUCGCGGUGGGCGGGGUGGCGCCGGCGACGGGGCGGUUCCGGAUGACGGCGGCGGUGGGGAACCGCAACCGGCGGGCCAGGGGCUUCCGGAUCGAGAAGGCGCACCGGCGGCAGAGGCGGUGGUUCCGAGACCAGGGCUUCCUCGAGAGGUACUACUGGACGUACUUUGAGAUGCUGCACCGCAGCCAGACGGCGAACGACGGAGUCGAGUGGAGCAACGGGCACUCGGUGCUUUGA
This is a messenger RNA of Neoarthrinium moseri, 867 nucleotides long. RefSeq lists its product as uncharacterized. The record is from RefSeq and is a predicted model, not a curated record. Lineage: Eukaryota; Fungi; Ascomycota; Sordariomycetes; Amphisphaeriales; Apiosporaceae. The coding region runs from base 1 to 867 and encodes 288 amino acids. The transcript has 2 exons.